This is a messenger RNA of Symbiodinium necroappetens, 192 nucleotides long. NCBI's taxonomy places the organism in Eukaryota, Dinophyceae, Suessiales, Symbiodiniaceae. The record is from the annotation of a GenBank genome assembly.
GAGCCUUCCAUCUGCACCUAUGUGAAGCUGGAGCAGGAUGGCCAUCGGUAUCCUUGCCGGCCACACUUCUUCCUCCAGGUCACGGAGGACUUUUACGAGACGACCAGAUGCUAUGAGGAUGCCAGCGGCGUGAUCAAGCUCCCACAGCCAGAGGGCGACUUCGUCAAGUGGGACGACUUGGCGAAGACCUGA